AUAUAGUGAGCCCCGCCCCUUGUUACCAGUCCAGAAAAUGAACAGCAGCACACUCACAACUGUGAUGUCACAGAGUUGUUCUUCGACGGCAGACGUCUGGUGGGACUACAGUUAUUUUUUGGCUGUUAAUGAAUUAAACUCAUGCAGUCGUUGAUUUAUCCAGACUUGGAUUUUUUUUUGAAAGAGUCAACCUUGUUGUCAUUCAGGGCCAUAUGUGAGGAAAAACCCAGACUCGACAGUUGAGGAGGCUGUGGUCUGGAGACGAGGACGAAGAGCUGUGAUUGCUGCGUUGCAAGGAGUGGAGGAAAUACACAUUUAAAAAGUGCCAUCGUUCACAGACGGCACUAGCAGCGAAACUGAGAAAAAACUGAACAAGAAUCAUCCUGUCAAUCAACUGAAGUUGAGAAAAAAACAAUUUGUCGACAAGAAUCAAAUAAACCAACGGAACCAGGCGACUUAGACCAAUAUUCCUAUCCUAAAUUAGAAGAAAAAACUAAUCAAGCGUCCAAGCAGCUGUCAGUUCUCUGAAGAUGAAUCACCUGUCGAUCAGUGAGUUAUGUUGCCUGUUCUGCUGCCCGCCGUGUCCCAGUAGGAUUGCCUCCAAGCUGGCCUUUCUGCCCCCUGAUCCCACCUACAGCCUUAUGUGCGAUGAGAGUGGCAGCAGGUGGACGCUUCACCUCUCGGAGCGUGCGGACUGGCAGUACUCAUCCAGGGAGAAGGACUCCAUAGAGUGUUUCAUGACACGCACAUCCAGAGGAAACCGCAUCGCCUGCAUGUUUGUCCGCUGCUCACCCAGCGCCCGCUACACCCUGUUAUUUUCCCAUGGAAACGCUGUGGACUUGGGCCAAAUGAGUAGUUUCUAUAUAGGCCUUGGAUCACGGAUCAACUGUAACGUCUUCUCUUAUGAUUACUCGGGUUACGGGGCCAGUUCUGGAAAACCUUCAGAGAAGAACCUGUAUGCUGAUGUAGACGCUGCCUGGCAGGCCCUGCGGUCAAGGUACGGCAUCAGGCCUGAGAACGUGAUUGUGUACGGUCAGAGCAUCGGAACAGUGCCAUCUGUGGACCUGGCGUCUCGCUACGAGAGCGCCGCCGUCAUUCUCCACUCCCCUCUUAUGUCUGGAAUGAGAGUGGCCUUUCCUGACACUAAAAAGACCUACUGCUUUGACGCCUUUCCAAACAUUGACAAGAUUUCAAAGGUAACCUCACCUGUCCUAGUGAUCCAUGGUACAGAGGAUGAGGUCAUCGACUUCUCCCACGGACUGGCGCUGUACGAACGAUGUCAGCGUCCUGUUGAGCCGCUCUGGGUGGAGGGAGCCGGACAUAACGAUGUAGAGCUGUAUGGACAAUACCUGGAGAGGCUCAAACAGUUUGUGGCACAUGAGCUUGCCAACUUGUAGAGGCAUCUGUAAACAAUUUGAUGGAAGAGAAGAUGGAUAAAAA
Messenger RNA from Cynoglossus semilaevis (tongue sole), 1440 nucleotides. It is a transcript of the gene abhd17b, whose product is annotated as abhydrolase domain containing 17B, depalmitoylase. Gene Ontology annotation, biological process: regulation of postsynapse organization; protein depalmitoylation. Gene Ontology annotation, molecular function: palmitoyl-(protein) hydrolase activity. The record is from RefSeq and is a predicted model, not a curated record. The transcript is spliced from 4 exons. Lineage: Eukaryota; Metazoa; Chordata; Actinopteri; Pleuronectiformes; Cynoglossidae. Gene Ontology annotation, cellular component: endosome membrane; plasma membrane. Bases 531 to 1397 code for a protein of 288 amino acids.